Lycium barbarum (goji berry) is the source of this 3277-nucleotide messenger RNA. RefSeq names its product protein argonaute 5. Gene Ontology annotation, biological process: regulatory ncRNA-mediated post-transcriptional gene silencing. Gene Ontology annotation, molecular function: protein binding; RNA binding. Bases 99 to 3047 code for a protein of 982 amino acids. The record is from RefSeq and is a predicted model, not a curated record. The transcript has 22 exons. Gene Ontology annotation, cellular component: cytoplasm. NCBI's taxonomy places the organism in Eukaryota, Viridiplantae, Streptophyta, Magnoliopsida, Solanales, Solanaceae.
CUUCCCCACUUCUUCCGUUGUCACGUCUCCACACUCUCACGAAAACGCUAGUACACCGUGUCUUUCCUACUUACUCUCUCUAAAUAGCAAUACCAACAAUGUCUGACCGUGGUCGUGGACGUCGAGGUGGCGGUGGUAGAGGCGGUGGUGCCGGUCGAACACCGUCAUCUUCCGGUGGUCGAACACCGUCAUCUUCCUCCGGUGGUCGAACACCGUCGACUUCCGGUGGUCGUGGUGGAGAAUGGACGUCGCUUUCCGGUGGUGGUCGUGGUAGAGGAACCGUUAGUGCUCCACGACCGAUGUAUCAACAACCACAACCACAACCACAACCACCGGUUUCAUCGGUCACUCGUAGUGUAGAACAGCUUUCACUUCAACCUUCUUCAUCUACACAACCUCCUCCUGCUCCGGCACCGGCGAUAACUGCUGUACAACCUGCGCCGGCGAGUGGUGUACAACCGCCGCCGGCAUCGUCAAAGGCAGUUCGGGUUCCGGCGAGACCCGGAUUUGGAACUGCAGGACGGAAGAUUCUUAUUAAGGCAAAUCACUUUCUCGUUCAAGUUGCUGACCGAGAUCUACAUCACUAUGACAUCACGAUCUCUCCUGAGGUUCUGUCAAAGAAAGUGUGCAGAGACAUCAUGAAGAAGCUGGUUGAAGACUAUAAACAGUCACACUUGGGUGGUCGGGAUUUAGCAUAUGAUGGUCGAAAGAGUGCUUACACUGCUGGGCCGCUCCCAUUCGCCUCCAAGGAAUUCGUUGUCAAGUUUGAUAAUGAUAGUGGUGGAGCAAGGAGGGAAAGGGAGUUUAAGGUUUCCAUUAAGUUUGCUGCCAAAGCUGAUCUUCACCACUUGAAGCAGUUCUUGCAAUCUAGGCAAUCAGAUGCCCCACAAGAAACUAUACAAGCUUUGGAUGUGGUGCUGCGGGCAACUCCAUCAAUGAAUUAUGAAGUAGUGGGAAGGUCGUUUUUCCAUACUUCGUUGGGAGAGAAGGGUAGACUCGGUGAAGGUUUGGAGUACUGGAGAGGGUAUUAUCAGAGUCUUCGACCAACUCAGAUGGGCCUUUCUCUCAAUAUUGAUAUGUCAGCCAGGGCAUUCUAUGAGUCCAUUUAUGUCUCUGAUUAUGUUAUUGGGUACUUGAAUCUCAGGGAUUCUAACAGGUUUAUGUCUGAUGUGGACCGUUUGAAGGUCAAAAGGGUCCUGAAAAGUGUUAAGGUAGAGGUACGGCAUUCAGGUAUUAGACGCCACAAGAUCACCGGGGUGUCUGCUCAACCAGUGAGGGACAUAAUGUUUUCCGAUGACACUGGUGCAAGGACUUCCGUUGCUGACUACUUCCGAGAGAAAUACAACAUUCGACUUAGGUAUCCAAUGUUGCCUGCGAUUCAGGCUGGCAGCACUGCAAAACCUGUGUUUCUGCCUAUGGAGCUUUGUAAAAUUGUCCCAGGACAAAGAUACACAAAAACUUUAAAUGGCAGGCAGGUCACAGAGAUGCUAAGGGCAACCUGUCAAAGACCUCAUGAGAGAGAGGCAAUCAUUAAGCAGAUUGUGAGCCGUAACGGAUAUGGUACUGAUGAAAUCGUGAAAGAAUUUGGUAUUGAAGUUGGAAGUGAGCUCGCCACCAUUGAAGCACGGGUUCUGCAACCUCCAAUGCUGAAGUAUCACGAGUCCGGGCAAGAAAAACGGGUGGAUCCCAGAGUCGGGCAGUGGAAUAUGAUUAAUAAGAAAAUGUUCAGUGGUGGCAAGGUAGAUACGUGGACGUGUGUCAGCUUCUCACGGGUUGAUCCAGAACCGCUCUGCAGGGCUCUGAUCGAUAUGUGCUGUAGUAAAGGGAUGGUGUUCCAUCCUGAGCCUUUGGUGCCCUUUCGCUCAGCUCAUUCUGGGCAGAUUGAGAAGACUCUUGGUGCUAUCAAUGAAGAGUGUACUCGUAAGCUAGCUGCUAUGGGGCAUCAAGUGAAACAUCUUCAGCUGCUAAUUGUUAUUAAUCCUGAAGUUUCUGGAUAUUAUGGAACGAUCAAACGAGUGUGCGAAACAGAUUUGGGAAUUGUGUCGCAAUGUUGCCUACCAAAGAACGUUGCUAGACCAAAUAAGCAAUAUCUUGAAAACCUUGCUCUAAAGAUAAAUGUCAAGGUGGGUGGAAUAAACUCUGUCUUGGAGCAGGCAGUUCAGGGGAGAAUACCUUUUCUCACUGAUAUGCCCACAAUUGUCUUUGGUGCUGAUGUGACACAUCCACAACCGGGAGAAGAUUCUAGUCCCUCUAUAGCUGCUGUGGUUGCGUCAAUGGAUUGGCCUGCAGUUACUAAAUAUAGGGGCCUUGUUUCUGCACAGCCCCAUAGGAAAGAGAUCAUUAUGGACUUGUACACAGAGAAGGAAGAUCCUAAAAAAGGGGUUGUUCGCGGCGGAAUGAUCAUAGAGAUGCUGAAAGCGUUUAGAAGAUCGACAAACUUGAAGCCUGGUAGAAUAAUCUUUUAUAGAGAUGGAGUCAGUGAAGGACAGUUCAACCAGGUUUUGUUGGAAGAAAUGGAUGCAAUCCGCAAGGCAUGUAAUUCGCUGGAAGAAGGUUAUUUGCCACGAGUUACCUUCGUGGUAGUGCAGAAGAGACAUCAUACACGUCUAUUCCCUGCUAAUCAUAAUGAUCGUAACCUGACAGACAAGAGUGGAAACAUUUUGCCAGGUACUGUGGUAGAUACCAAGAUUUGCCACCCUACGGAGUUUGAUUUUUACUUGUGUAGCCACGCUGGAAUCAAGGGUACCAGUCGUCCCACACAUUACCAUGUACUGUUUGAUGAGAACAAAUUCAGUGCAGAUGCCAUUCAGAAUUUAACAAACUGGCUGUGCUACACGUAUGCAAGGUGUACACGAUCAGUUUCUGUAGUGCCACCUGCCUACUAUGCACAUCUAGCAGCCUUUCGUGCACGGUAUUACAUUGAAGAUGAUGUGGUGGAUUCCAGAUCAACUAGUGGAGGUGGUGGAGCAACCAGGGAGCAGGUGAGAGAAUUCAGACCACUUCCGACGAUUCAUCCGAAUGUGACGAAUGUCAUGUUUUACUGCUAACAAUUCCCUGAUCUUUAGAUCUCUGAAUUUAGGAAUGUUCUUUUGGAUUUUUGUUAUAAACAACAGUAUGUCAUGCGCAAGUAGUUGAACUAUAUUAUCAGUCUUCUUUUUGGUCUGUGUGUUUGACACAGAUUUACAUAGUUGUUUAUGCAACUGUAUGUUGUGUUUCGAAUAUUUUGUGGUCACAACAGACGGUUAAAAGUUAAUUAUAUUUACUUACUUUUCAGUUA